Molecule: messenger RNA, 3046 nt
Organism: Exaiptasia diaphana
Lineage: Eukaryota; Metazoa; Cnidaria; Anthozoa; Actiniaria; Aiptasiidae
Product: oxysterol-binding protein-related protein 11
Exons: 24
Coding region: 5-2338 (777 amino acids)
Cellular component (GO): cytosol; intracellular membrane-bounded organelle; membrane
Molecular function (GO): sterol binding
Source: RefSeq, a predicted model, not a curated record
CAACAUGGCGUCCGAAACAGUGAUUCACGAUCCUUCGGGAGACAUUGAUUUAACGAUCUACACUGAAGAAGAACGGACUGCCAUAUUGUCAGUAUUAGAGAAGGCAAAGAAUUUUCAGCAGCAGGAAGAGAAUUUAUUCAGGAAACCAAUGGAGGGACAGCUAAGUAAAUGGACCAAUUAUGUGAGAGGAUGGCAGUACAGAUGGUUUACGUUAGAUCCUGAUACUGGGAUGUUGGACUAUUAUAUGGAAAAAGAAAAAAUCAAACAAGGCCCAAGAGGAUCUGUGAACUUAGCAGGAGCUGUUGUCUCACCAAGUGAUGAAGAUUCCUUUACCUUCAGUGUGAAUGCUGUCAAUGGCGAUGUUUUCAAACUUAGAGCAAACAAUCCAAAAGAAAGACAACAUUGGAUCAAUUCCCUUAGAAGUGUAGCACARUAUCAUGACCACAACAUGGCUGAGAUGGACCCAGAAAACGAAGAGACAGUUUUCCCAUUAGAUGAGCAUGUCCUUGUUUUAAAAGCUACGUCUCAGUCAACAUUAAAUUCACUACAUCAUUGCUUCUCAAUCUUACAAAGAAGGGUUCAGGAAGCUCAGAAUAACAUGGCUGAACAAACCUCAAACACACGACCUAAUCUGCAUUCACCGACUACACCAACCAGUCAACUCUCAGACAAACCACAUGACAACAUUAACUGGAUGAUUGACUGGAUUACACCUGACGUAGCUGAGGUUCAGAAUGAGGAAACUUCAACAGCGAUAACUUUACAGCCUCAAGACCAGCAGAAUUCAAGAUACUUGACUGCCGUGUUCAAACACAUCGUGAAUGAAAUAGCUACCACUCGAAAAUCUAAGCCUGCUCUUGCACGGAAUUUGAAUCGCUUUCAACCUCUGAAAGUUCGUUUCAAAACGACGAAAUUAUCUUCAAAUUCGGACAGGAAAUAUAGCGAAACUUCCCCGAAAAGCCCAACAGACCCUAUUCCCAGCCAUCCAAGUCCCGAUAUGAGACAUUUCAGAUCUCACCGUAACCCAGGGACCCCACGGUCACAACGGAACGCUGAGAAGACUGCGACAAAGAAUCCAAACGAKACUGACAUGGAUUGCUGUGACAAAGCUCUUCAGACUUUGGAUGAAUCACUAGUCAACGCGCCAAAAAGUGACGAGGAGCCUGAUAAGCAGGUUUACAGUACAGGAGAGGAGCCUGAGAACCAAAGUGUAGAAGAGCAUAAAAGUGUUGUGUUACAUUUGAUGUCACAGCUGAAACUAGGCAUGGACCUAACCAAGGUGGUUCUUCCUACAUUUAUCUUAGAACCCCGAUCGUUACUCGAGAUGUACGCUGACUUCUUUGCUCACCCAGACCUGUUUAUUAGUAUCCCUGAUGGUCUGACAGCAGAAGAUAGGAUGCUGUCCGUUCUCAAAUUUUUCCUGACGUCUUUCCAUGGUGCGCUAGCCAAGAAGCCGUACAAUCCCAUACUAGGAGAAACAUUUAACUGCUCUUUCGACGUGAGAGAAGAAUGUAGCACGGGGAUAGAGCGGAACCCUCUUAAUGCAGCCAAUGAUGUACCAGCUAACGAAGAUAAUCGAGAGGUUCGGUUUUACGCUGAACAAGUAUCCCACCACCCUCCAGUGUCUUGUUUUUACGCCGAAUGCCCUCACAAGAAAAUAUGUUUYAAUGCCCAUAUAUGGACAAAGUCCAGGUUUUAUGGAAUGUCCAUAGGAGUGAAUAAUAUCGGYGAAGCAAUUAUAUCGUUGUUAGAUAAAGGCGAAGACUAUCAUUUUACGUUUCCUAAUGCUUACUGCAGAUCAAUUUUAACGUUUCCCUGGGUCGAACUUGGAGGGAAAGUUCACAUCACGUGCGYUAAGACGGGCUACAACGCGUCAGUAACCUUCCAUACCAAACCAUUCUAUGGUGGCAAGCUACAUCGUGUUACUGGUGARGUAAAGAAUACCGCUACUGCCAAGGUUAUCUGCAAAGUUAAUGGCGAAUGGAAUGGAAAGAUUGAAUUUUUGUAUACUAGUAACCAGGAAACUCCCUCAGUGAUCGAUACAAAGGCUYUAAAAGUGUACCACAAGAGAGUCCGACCUGUUGCCAAGCAACACGAUUACGAGUCACGCAAGCUUUGGAAACCCGUCACGGACGCCCUUAAAACUAAAAAUAUAAAGACUGCUACUGAAGCAAAGCACAGUUUAGAAGAACGACAAAGACGAGAAGCGAGGGAAAGAUCCGAGUCAGGCGAAGAAUGGAAAACAAAGGUGUUUCAUCGUCAUGGCAACGGGUGGCGUUUCAACAGUCACCUAGCAACCCGAACUCCUACAGAUUCAAACGAAGAGACUGCGUCGUAACGACUGCACACAAACCCGACAGAUAGCCAAGUUAGAAUACCAAAUGUUUGAAYYGCGCCUCUGGAUGGCUUUCCUGASAGCUUAAAUCAAACAUGCAAUGCUUAAAUGCCCCUAUCGCAUAAUGACGUCACRGCAUGUUUAMUGARURGGAAUAAAUUCUCCGAAAAAGCGACAUUUGGACCUCUUGAUAUUCUCUCUUUUAAAUUAUCUAGUUUUGAUAUAUACCGUCUAUCAAUGACUGCUCGUGUACAUUUUCUUUGGUAUGCAGUCAUUCUUCCAAGCCCGYCCCCCUCUCCCUCACCACCAUCCCUCCCCCACUGGCGACCAUGACUCUUAGCGUCGGAACAAUUUAAUGUUUUGAUGUGACGUAGUUAUGCCAUAAGGCAAUUCUCGUCAAAUCAUUGAAGCUCAGGAGGCCAUUUCAGUUAACGGCACCUCUAUGAAACGAAAGGAAGUAGCCAGUUUUAUGAGUCCGUGUCGAGUAUGCAGUAACCCCCAUAAGUCGGACAAAUGAUUGAAUCUAUUGAAAUAAGAGCGUCAUUUAAAAAUCGUAUCCGGAAAUAUCUUAAAAAUAGUCCUUGAAAAUCAAAUGUUUGUUCCUGGCUUGUGCCUAUCGAAUGAAAGUGUCCGUGAAAAGUAGAGAUGUUUUCAAGAAGUUGUAUUAUAUUAAAUGAAGCUAAAUUGAAAAUAAAAUUUAAUGUAACUUUA